Messenger RNA from Puntigrus tetrazona (Sumatra barb), 751 nucleotides. It is a transcript of the gene trmt112, whose product is annotated as tRNA methyltransferase activator subunit 11-2. Gene Ontology annotation, biological process: rRNA (guanine-N7)-methylation; tRNA methylation; peptidyl-glutamine methylation. Gene Ontology annotation, molecular function: protein heterodimerization activity. The coding region runs from base 124 to 492 and encodes 122 amino acids. The record is from RefSeq and is a predicted model, not a curated record. Lineage: Eukaryota; Metazoa; Chordata; Actinopteri; Cypriniformes; Cyprinidae. The transcript has 4 exons.
GUGGGCUUGUUUUAGAGGUUGCAAUACAUUCAUCGCCAAAACGCAUGUGGUUGUUGUUUGUAACGUAACGUUUUUAUAAUCCGUAAACUUUGCUUCUGAAAUACAUAGCCACAUAGUGUCAAAAUGAAGCUUUUAACACAUAACAUGUUAACAUCCCACGUGAAAGGUGUGACUAAAGGAUAUCCACUUAUUAUCAAGGCAACAGAAGUGAAAGUGAACGAGCUGGAGUUCAAUGCUCAGUUUGUGAGGCGAAUGAUUCCUAAGCUGGAGUGGAGCGCUUUGAUCCAGGCAGCGGAAUGGCUCGGACAGACUCAAGACCUGCCCGGCGCUCUCAUGCAAGACUAUGAAAACGAUGAGGAGUUCCUGCGUAAAGUUCACAGGAUCCUUCUGGAGGUUGAGGUUAUAGAGGGAUGUUUACAGUGUCCCGAAUCUGGCAGAGAGUUCCCAAUCUCCAAAGGUGUUCCCAACAUGUUACUCAAUGAAGGCGAGUAGAUCAAGAUGCUACACGCGUCCCAAAAGGAAAGAUAUCAACUAUCAGACCCACAUUUUGGAAGUGGCAUUUUAUUCCAGUGAUAAUGGAGAGAAGCAUAAGACCGUAAUUCACAGGUUUUUCUGAUUUAUAGAGUCAUACAACUACUGUCUCUAAACUUGAGGUCACUUUGCAUUUGGUUACUAUGAGAAUUAACUUUUUGUUGUUUCUGUCAUUAUAUAUUGUGCUUUGUAAAAUACAAAAUAAAUGUGUAUUGAUUUA